Molecule: messenger RNA, 6462 nt
Organism: Pungitius pungitius (ninespine stickleback)
Lineage: Eukaryota; Metazoa; Chordata; Actinopteri; Perciformes; Gasterosteidae
Product: phospholipid-transporting ATPase ID-like
Exons: 28
Coding region: 379-3981 (1200 amino acids)
Biological process (GO): phospholipid translocation; Golgi organization
Cellular component (GO): plasma membrane; trans-Golgi network
Molecular function (GO): magnesium ion binding; ATP hydrolysis activity; ATP binding
Source: RefSeq, a predicted model, not a curated record
UUAGGCCUCAUAGUUGGGGGGCGGGGGCGCUCUUCCUGCUUCGACCUGAAACCUAUCCCCUGUAGGCGCCUCUCUAUCACCACCACGCCGCUUCACCUGUCGCUCAUCCCGCGCGUCUUUCAUCCCGCCCGAGGCCCCCGGUGCAGCCCUGUUCUCCGCUGGUGCCUGGACGUCCAGACAGAGCACAGACUGGGAGGAAGAGGGAGGGGGCUGGAUUUACUUCACCUGAGGCAGAAGAAAAGGAAGGAUUUACAUUUGUCUCUAUUUUGUCCCUCAGAGGCCCCGUGUUUCCGGCUCCGCUUUAGCGUGCAGGACUGGGGACAGGAAGUCGCUUCUCUUCUGUUUUGAGACGCGAUACAUGGACAUGCCGAGCUGAAGAUGGGGUCGGUAACAUCGUACUUUGGCCCCUUGUGUGGGGAAGAGCAAAAGAUCGAGGAGGAGAGGCGCUUUCGAGGGAAUGACCGACCUUUCAACCUGUCUUACCACUAUGCCGACAACGCCAUCACUACCUCCAAAUACAGUCUAUUCACCUUCCUGCCACUGAACCUCUUCGAGCAGUUCCGGAGGCUCGCCAACGCCUACUUCCUGUCCCUCAUGCUCCUCCAGCUAAUCCCGCAAGUCUCCUCCCUGUCCUGGUUCACCACGGCCGUCCCUCUCAUCCUGGUGCUGUCCAUAACGGCAGUGAAAGACGCCAGCGAUGACAUAAACAGGCACAGAAGUGACAAGCAGGUGAAUAACCGCAUGGUGAACGUCCUCAUUGAUGGAGAACUGAGGAGUGAGAAGUGGAUGAAUGUUCAGGUCGGAGACAUAAUCAAGCUGGAGAACAAUCAGUUUGUCACAGCGGACCUCCUGCUGCUGUCCAGCAGUGAGCCUCUCAACCUGGUCUACGUGGAAACGGCUGAGUUGGACGGGGAAACCAAUCUGAAGGUGAAACAGGCCCUGACUGUCACCGGAGAGAUGGGGGACCACAUCCACGCACUGGCUGCCUUCAAGGGUGAAGUGCGGUGCGAGCCUCCCAACAACCGCUUGGACAAGUUCAGAGGAACCCUCUCCCUGGACGGACAAACCUACUCUUUGGACAACGACAAGGUGCUGCUCAGGGGGUGCACUGUGAGGAACACCGACUGGUGCUUCGGUGUUGUCAUCUUUGGAGGUCCCGACACCAAGCUGAUGCAGAACAGUGGAAAGACGACAUUCAAACGGACCAGCAUUGAUCACCUGAUGAACGUCCUGGUGUUGUGUAUCUUUGGCUUUCUGGCGUUUAUGUGCAGCGUUCUGGCCAUCGGCAACGGAAUCUGGGAGGUGAAGGAGGGCUCGGUGUUCACAAUCUUCCUCCCCCUUGAGCAAGGGGUCAACGCCGCCCUCUCUUCCUUUCUCUCCUUCUGGUCCUACGUCAUCGUCCUCAACACCAUGGUGCCCAUUUCCCUUUACGUCAGUGUGGAGAUCAUCCGUCUGGGGAACAGCUUCUACAUAGACUGGGACAGGAAGAUGUAUUACCCCAAGAACGACACGCCUGCCCAGGCGAGGACCACCACGCUCAACGAGGAGCUGGGCCAGAUCAAAUACAUCUUCAGCGACAAGACGGGCACCCUGACGCAGAACAUCAUGACUUUCAACAAGUGCUCCAUCAAUGGCAAAGCUUACGGGGAGCUGUUUGACUUCUCCGGACAAAGAGUGGAAAUAACAGAGAAAACCGAGAAGGUGGACUUCUCCUGGAACAAGCUGGCCGAUCCAAAGUUCUCGUUUCACGACCACAGUUUGGAGGAGACGGUGAGAGAGGGAAACCCGGAGGCCCAGACCUUCUUCCGCCUGCUGGCUCUGUGCCACACAGUCAUGCCCGAGGAAAAGAAGGAGGGCGAGCUCUACUAUCAGGCCCAGUCUCCUGACGAGGGCGCUCUGGUGACCGCAGCCAGGAACUUUGGCUUUGUGUUCCGCUCGCGCACACCGGAGAGCAUCACGGCCAUGGAGAUGGGCAGAAAGGUCGUCUAUGAACUACUGGCCGUCCUUGACUUCAAUAAUGUACGCAAGAGGAUGUCGGUCAUAGUGCGUAGCCCCGAGGGCAAGCUGACCCUGUUCUGCAAAGGAGCAGACACCAUCAUCUAUGAAAGGCUGCACCCGUCCUGCAACAAACUCAAGGAAGUGACCACCACCCACCUCAACGAGUACGCGGGAGACGGCCUGCGCACGCUGGUCCUGGCCUACAAGGACCUGGAUGAGGGCUACAUGGAUGAGUGGAAACUGCGCCACCAUGAGGCCAGCACCGCUAUGGAGGGGCGAGAGGAGAGGCUGGAUGAGCUUUAUGAGGAGAUAGAGAAAGACCUGAUGCUGUUGGGAGCGACAGCUGUGGAGGACAAGCUGCAGGACGGCGUGCCACAGACCAUUGAACAGCUGGCCAAAGCUGACAUCAAGAUCUGGGUGUUAACUGGGGAUAAACAGGAGACGGCGGAGAACAUCGGCUAUUCCUGCAACAUGCUGAGAGAGGAGAUGAAGGAGAUCUUUGUUGUGGCUGCCAACACGGCCGAAGGAGUCAAAGAAGAGCUACAGAAGGCCAGGAGGACAAUGUGUCCCCAAGCAGAGGAGGAGCCCACUCUGAUCAAGGCUCGAGCCGGCCUGUUCUGGCUCCAGAAGACGGAGAGAGUGGAGGACGAGAAGGUUGAUGGAGACUACGGCCUAAUUAUAAAUGGCCACAGUCUGGCCUUUGGACUGGAGAAGGACUUGCAGCUGGAGCUGCUGAGGACUGCCUGCAUGUGUCAGACCGUGAUCUGCUGCCGCGUCACCCCUCUGCAGAAGGCCCAGGUGGUUCAGCUGGUCAAGAAAUACAAGCAGGCCGUCACUCUGGCCAUCGGCGACGGCGCCAACGACGUCAGCAUGAUCAAGGCUGCUCAUAUCGGCGUUGGUAUCAGCGGUCAGGAGGGCAUGCAGGCGGUCCUCUCCAGCGACUUCUCCUUCGCACAGUUCCGAUACCUUCAGCGCCUCCUGCUGGUUCACGGCCGCUGGUCCUACCUGCGCAUGUGCAAGUUCCUGGGAUAUUUCUUUUACAAGAACUUCACCUUCACCUUUGUGCAUUUCUGGUACGCCUUCUUCUGUGGCUUCUCUGCUCAGACCGUGUAUGACGAGUGGUUCAUCACCUUGUACAACAUGGUUUACACAGCACUUCCUGUCCUCGGCAUGAGCCUCUUUGACCAGGAUGUCAACGACCGCUGGAGUUUUCAGUACCCUCAGCUGUACGCUCCGGGCCAGCUCAACCUGUACUUCAGCAAGAAAGCCUUUGUCCGCUGCAUGAUGCACAGCUGCUACAGCUCCCUCAUCCUCUUCUUCAUCCCGUGGGCCGCCAUGCAGGACACGGUCCGGGACGACGGCAAAGACAUCGCCGACUACCAGUCCUUCGCCCUGCUGGCGCAGACCUGUCUUCUCAUCGUGAUGAACAUACAGUUGUGUCUGGACACCAACUACUGGACGGCAGUGAACCACUUCUUUGUGUGGGGCAGCCUGGCCGCUUACUUUGCCAUCACGUUAACCAUGUACAGCAACGGCAUGUUCCUCAUCUUCACCUCCUCCUUCCCCUUCGUCGGCACGGCGAGGAACUCCCUGAACCAGCCCAACGUCUGGCUCACCAUCUUCCUGACGUCGCUCCUGUGUAUUCUGCCCGUGGUGGCUUUCCGCUUCGUUCUCAUUCAGCUUCGGCCCACCGUCAACGACAAGGUGAGACAUACGGUGCGGAAGGAGGCGCUGCCGGCGCCGGCUCCUCGCCGCCCGCCCGCCCGGCGCAUCAGCACGCGGCGCUCCGGCUACGCCUUCUCGCACGCGCAGGGCUUCGGGGACCUGGUGACGUCUCGGAGGUUCCUGCUGAAGAUGCCGCUGAGGAGCCGACCGGUGGUGUUCACGCAGACGGACUCUGCCCUGGCUCAGAGUCAGCCGCAGCACUACCGCACCCUCGCGGAGGAGCCGCGGAGCCCCCAGGCCGCCGCGGGGCCACAGUGAGGGCCAAUCGUUUUACAUCGGUUUACUGGCAAAUCCUAGUCUGACAUCCGCCCACGUUUGUUUUUAACUAAUGGAGGGAUACCCCUGUGAUGAUGUCCAAGUUGAAAGCACACACGACCGUAAAAGACCUCAUACACGACAAUCAACUCACUCGGAUGCUUUUCAAUUGCUUACAUAACACAUUCGAAAUUUCCAAUAACCGUUGGUUUUCCGGUGCGGUUAAUUUGCGGACAUUUGCUUACAGAGAAUGAGUCUCACCAAAGACAAACAGUUCAACAGCUGACUCACACAUUUCAGGCUUUAACACGACCUUGAACGAGAGUUAGUUUUACUGUCUCUACUAACAGGAAGGAUACUCAUCAUAGAGAUUGCUAUAAAGUGCACAUUAGUGGUAUUACCAGAAACAUAAGCAACCUGGAGGGGUCAGACUUCUGAUGAGCUUUAGGAAAUGGCCGGAAACAUUUGGUGCAGGCUAAAAGAUGAUCAAAUCAGACACGACAAGAAGAUACUCUGUCAUGACCGCGGAAAUUGUUGUCAUUUUAUAAGAAAGUGAGCUUUCAAUGAAUGUAAAAGGUUGCCACUGGUAUCACCACACUGCCUGCAACACAAUGUUGCAUUUUGUACCUUUUUUAAUUGUUUGUUUUUCUUCAAGUGAACUGUCAAUACGCAGGGUGCUUAAAAAACAACUAAAAUGAACCUAUUUUCAUGAUGUUGUUUUUAUGUAUGCAUGAAAAUUGACAUAAACAUUGUUUAUAAUUAUUCCUCUGCAUUAGGAAUAGGGUUGGGUAUCGUUUGAAUUUGAGCGAUUCCGAUUCCGAUUUCGAUUCCUGGUUUCGAUUCCGGUUCCCAGCGAUUCUCGAUUCCGAUUCUUUUAAGAGGCAGGGUCAAAAAAGUUUAAGUUUAAGAUAUUUUAAAUGAGCUAGCUAACCAAGGGUCUUUCUGAAGAAAAUAGUCUGACCUUCUCCAUCAAUAUUAAUUAUUUUUAUUAACUUUACUAUGAAUUUCUAACAGGGCUGUUUUCAACUACAAAAUAAAUAUCAAACUAUGAACUUGAAUAUUGUAUAAACAUUAUAAAUUAUGAAUAUAUUUUAACAGGGGUACACUUUCCUCCAGAGAGCUUUAUUUUUGAAACCUCACAAAAACGAACCCUUGGAAUCAGAGGAAGAGGCAGCGCGUCAAACACGGGGCACACGGAGGGGGGCACGCAACUCUCCCAACCUCAAAUCGGGGACACUUUCGCUGACGGGGGGCUGCUGGCGGUCGACGCGGGGAGGGCUAGCACAACCUUUUUUUUUCUUUGCAGCGCCAGCCUCACCGCUCAUUUUAACAGAUAGGACCGCUCCGCUCGGGCCACCCGGCACCCGCGCGCGCUGGUCUGAUGCGUCACAAAUUCACAACAAACGGGAGUUUUUUGCCGAGUUUUCGGUUUGUUUCGAGAAGUGUAACCACACUUAGGACCGCCGACGCACGCUAGACAUGUUCGAUCGCGCUGUUACGCCAACACUUCCGGUAGACGCUUUUCGUUGGUGUUCAGCGGUUUCUAUUUCCGGUCGCGCCGGCGGACUGAGAAUCGAAACUAGGAAUCGAAUUUUAAACUUUUGAACGAUACCGGGUAAAUCGCAAAGCUAGUUUCGAUUCCAAUCGAUUCUCGAUUCUCGAUACCCAACCCUAAUUAGGAAUAACAUUGUUUUUCCAAUAUUUUUGUCACCUAUGCAGAGAUGUGUAACUGAUUUUUAAAGAAGGGGGCCGGGGUAGGCUUGUCUCCAUAUGAGCGGUGCAAGGGCUUCCCUGCAGUAUCACUAUCACAAUAUCAAUUCAUAGUUGUAUACAUUCUGGGCCUUUAUGUGAGCCUUUAUCAUAUUUCAGUCAUGUGUUAGCUGGGUGGAAGAGACCUGCUCUUAGGCCUUCAGGACCAACAGUGCCUGUGGCUCAAAGUGAACUAAGAUGAACCUAUGAUGUUAACCAGUCAGAUAUGGAGGUUGCGAUCCCGGGCAUUCAGUAACGUUAGCAUGCGCACUUCUUUUGAUUGGAUACACACUCAUAAGAGGCGAGGCUUAGCAGAGCUCGCCAACUGAACCGGAUGACCCUGUGGCGACCUGAACGAGCAAAUUUGUGUAGAUCUACCAGCAAAAUAGAGUUUGGCUGAUGGGGUUUUAGAGAUAUUCUUGCAAAGAUAUUUUCAGCUUUAAUGUGAAGUUUAUAGAGCAAUGGUGUCAUCAUGAGUGUGUCAAGAGAAUUAAUUCAGGUAGUUGAGGACAUUAAUGAAGGCCUAGGUGGGAAAUGCACGGCCCGCCACUGAGCAUCAGCAUCAUGAAGGUACAGUGAUGGUUAAAGUCUCGUACAAGGGAAAAUGCAGCACAUAUUAUUCAUAAAAUCUCCUUUUUUUUCAGUCCAACCACAUAUUUUGCCAUUGUGUGUUCAUUGUGUACUGUAACUCUUUCCACACGGGAGAUCAUCUGCAAAUAAAAAACAUUACUUGAU